Molecule: messenger RNA, 11227 nt
Organism: Trichechus manatus latirostris (Florida manatee)
Lineage: Eukaryota; Metazoa; Chordata; Mammalia; Sirenia; Trichechidae
Gene: MAML2
Product: mastermind like transcriptional coactivator 2
Exons: 6
Coding region: 1203-4652 (1149 amino acids)
Biological process (GO): Notch signaling pathway; positive regulation of transcription of Notch receptor target
Cellular component (GO): nucleoplasm; nuclear speck
Molecular function (GO): transcription coactivator activity
Source: RefSeq, a predicted model, not a curated record
CUUGCUGGCUCUCUCUUUCUCCCUGUCUCACUCUCUCUCUUUCUCUCCCUUUCCUAUCGGAGCACAAUGAAAGCCUGUGUAUCGCCGUGACUCCGGGCAGUGGAGCCAGUGUCAGCAAAGCGGCUAACAAGAGACGAGAAAGAGAAAGGAAAAUUCAAGCUACUUUUUUUUCCAUCUAUAAAACGGAGCAAUACAAGAGAUAGAACCACAUUGCUUAUUGCGAGUCCAGACCCUCAGAUCCCCUGGCCGGGGAUGGAAUGUACAAAAGUGGACAGAAAAGUGGCUGGACAUGACUCGGUGCAAUUUGCUGGAAGUUUGUAAGUUUGACCAUCGUUUAUAAAUUACUCUCGGGAGAGUUUGUCUCUCUUGAUACUGUAUUAGAAUAGAGCCGGGGGUGAGGAAUAGAAACGUAAGCGGGAAAGAAAAAAAUGUGGUGAAGGAUCUCUCUCAGUGGCUAGCGACUUCAGAUUGCUUUCAUUUAAAGCUAGGAAACCUUAGAGGGAAUGAGGAUUUUACCGGUGAUUGGAUUAGCUGAAGAAAAAAGCAUGGUUCAAAAGUCCGGUUACUGACAUUGUUAACAAUUGAAAAGCUGUCUCCCUCUUUUGGGAGAAGACAACAUUCUACAGUACCCCAAAGAGGAGAAAGCACCGGGAGCAAAGGGGAAGGGAAGAAAAAAGCCAAAAGACAGUUUCCCUUGGUUUUUGCACGUUUUGAACAUUAACUUCGAAAAUCUGAAACAGCACAUUUUUUUUUUUAACCUGAGAAAAAGUAAAGGCUGCGGGUUACAUAGACCAUGGUAGAAAUGUGUUUCUUUGCAGAUACAGCCUCAUAAAGAAUUUUUCUGAAACAAGUAGGUGAGGGGGAGUCCAGCUCUCUAUUAAUAUCUCCCUCAAUUCCCUUUGCUGUCUCUUUCUGUCUCUCGCUUGACAAUUCCUGAAUUCUUCAUCUAUCCCCCCAGAUCGAGUGUUUAUGAAGUACCUAGUGGCUCUUGUCAGCUUGGUGGGGGAAAAAAAUCCACCAACUCUGUCCAACUUCUCCAGAGCUGUCAAACGCAAUUAGACUCCCCCAACCUCUGAAGACCUCUAUUCAUGUGGCCCUGAACACUGAGCUCACAUUGUCAAAAACAGAUUUGCCUGCAAUAGCCAGCAGUAGCCUCCGUCCACCUCACCAUCCCAGAGGCAGCAAUCAUUGUGUCCAGUAAGAUGGGGGACACAGCGCCCCCACAGGCCCCUGCAGGGGGGCUAGGAGGGGCCCCUGGGGCGGGACUCCUUGGAGGGGGCUCAGUCACCCCGAGAGUGCACAGCGCUAUCGUGGAGCGCCUCCGGGCUCGGAUAGCUGUCUGCCGCCAACACCACCUGAGCUGUGAAGGACGCUACGAACGUGGUAGGGCCGAGAGCUCAGACCGGGAAAGAGAGAGCACCUUGCAGCUCCUGAGCCUUGUCCAGCAUGGCCAGGGGGCAAGAAAGGCUGGCAAACACACCAAGGCCACCACCACUGCUGCCACCACUACAGCCCCUCCACCGCCCCCAGCUGCCCCACCUCCAGCUUCCCAAGGAGCAGCAACAGCAGCUCCACCGCCCCCACCAGACUACCACCAUCACCACCAGCAGCACCUGCUGAACAGUAGCAAUAAUGGUGGCGGUGGUGGGAUCAACGGGGAGCAGCAGCCACCAGCUUCAACCUCGGGCGACCAGAGGAACUCAGCCCUGAUUGCGCUCCAAGGUUCCUUGAAAAGAAAACAAGUAGUCAACUUGUCUCCUGCCAACAGCAAGAGGCCUAAUGGCUUUGUCGACAACUCAUUCCUUGAUAUCAAGAGAAUCCGUGUGGGGGAGAACCUCUCCGCAGGACAAAGUGGCCUCCAAGUAAAUAACGGACAAAGUCAGAUUAUGUCAGGGACUUUGCCUAUGAGUCAAGCACCCCUGAGAAAGACUAACACUCUGUCACAUAAUACACAUUCUCCGGGCAAUGGUAUGUUUAACAUGGGCUUAAAGGAGGUGAAGAAGGAGCCAGGAGAGACUCUGUCUUGCAGUAAGCAUAUGGAAGGCCACAUGACCCAGGAGAACAUUUUUUCUAAUAGGUACGGAGAUGACCCUGGAGAGCAACUGAUGGAUCCUGAGCUGCAGGAACUGUUCAAUGAGCUGACCAAUAUAUCUGUGCCUCCCAUGAGUGACCUUGAGCUGGAGAACAUGAUCAAUGCUACCAUAAAGCAGGAUGACCCAUUUAACAUUGACUUGGGUCAGCAAAGCCAGAGGAGCACUCCCAGGCCCUCCCUGCCUAUGGAGAAGAUUGUGAUCAAAAGUGAAUACUCACCUGGCCUGACUCAGGGCCCCUCAGGCUCUCCUCAGUUGAGGCCCCCAUCAGCUGGUCCUGCAUUCUCCAUGGCCAACUCUGCCCUCUCCACUUCGUCGCCAAUCCCUUCUGUCUCUCAGAGCCAGGCUCAGCCUCAGACAGCCUCAGGAGCAAGCCGGGCCCUGCCCAGCUGGCAGGAAGUAUCCCAUGCCCAACAGCUCAAACAGAUAGCUGCCAAUCGUCAGCAACAUGCCCGGAUGCAGCAGCACCAGCAGCAGCACCAGCCUCCCAACUGGUCAGCCUUGCCAUCUUCUGCUGGACCAUCCCCAGGUCCAUUUGGGCAGGAAAAAAUCCCCAGCCCUUCUUUUGGUCAGCAGCCAUUCAGCCCACAGGGCUCCCCCAUGCCUGGGGUAGCCGGCAGCAGCAGCCAGUCAAAAGUAAUGGCUAACUACAUGUACAAGGCCAGCCCGUCGGCUCAGGGUGGGCACCUGGAUGUGCUCAUGCAGCAAAAGCCUCAGGAUCUCAGUCGAAGUUUUAUUAACAACCCACACUCAGCCAUGGAAUCCCGUCUUGGCAACACCAAGCCUCUGUUCCAUUUUAAUUCAGAUCAAGCAAACCAGCAGAUGCCUUCUGUUUUACCUGCCCAGAACAAGCCUUCUCUCCUCCACUACACCCAGCAGCAGCAGCAGCAACAGCAGCAGCAGCAGCAGCAGCAGCAGCAGCAGCAGCAGCAGCAGCAGAGUUCAAUUUCAGCCCAACAGCAGCAGCAACAGCAGCAGCAGCAACAGCAGCAACAGCAACAGCAGCAGCAGCAGCAGCAACAGCAACAGCAGCAGCAGCAACAGCAGCAACAACAGCAGCAGCAGCAGCAACAGCAGCCACAGCAGCCACCACCCCAGCCCACCCAACCUGUAUCAAGCCAGCCUUUGCUAAGGUCACCCUUGCCGCUUCAGCAAAAGAUUCUGCUUCAGAAAAUGCAGACUCAGACCAUCACAGGACUGGGGUAUCAAGUCUCGCAACAACACCGACAGGAUCAACACUCUGUGGUAGGCCAGAACACAGGCCCCAGUCCAAGUCCCAACUCCUGCUCAAAUCCAAACACUGGAAGUGGUUACAUGAACUCCCAGCAAUCACUGUUGAAUCAGCAAUUGAUGGGAAAGAAACAGACUCUACAGAGGCAGAUCAUGGAGCAGAAACAGCAACUUCUUCUCCAGCAGCAGAUGCUGGUUGAUGCGGAGAAAAUUGCUCCACAAGAUCAGAUAAACAGACAUUUGACAAGGCCACCCCCAGAUUAUAAAGACCAAAGAAGAAAUGUGGGCACUAUGCAGCCAACUGCUCAGUAUUCUGGAGGCUCAACAACAGUGAGUUUAAACUCUAACCAGGCUUUGGCAAACCCAGUUUCAACACACAGCAUUUUAACUCCAAAUUCCAGCCUCCUGUCUACUUCCCAUGGGACAAGAAUGCCAUUGUUAUCCACAUCAAUUCAGAAUAUAGGAAUGUAUGGAAAUCUACCUUGUAACCAGCCUGGGACAUACAAUGUCACUUCAGGAAUGAAUCAAUUGACCCAACAGAGAAACCCAAGCCAACUGAUAGCAAAUCAGAACAACCCUCUGAUGCCACGGCCGCCUACCUUAGGGCCAAAUAAUAAUAAUGUGGCCACUUUUGGAGCUGCAUCUGUUGGCAAUUCCCAACAAUUAAGACCAAACUUAACCCAUAGUAUAACAAGCAUGCCAGCACAGAGAACAUCAAAUGUAAUGAUCACAUCCAACACAACAGCACCAAACUGGGCCUCUCAAGAAGCAACAACCAAACAGCAGGAAGCCUUGAAGUCCACAGGAGUCCGCUUCCCAACAGGUACACCUGCAGCCUUUACUCCAAACCAGUCAUUGCAACAGGCAGUAGUAGGUAGCCAGCAAUUUUCCCAGAGGCCAGUGGCUCCUCCUAACCAGUUAACACCAGCAGUGCAAAUGAGACCCAUGAACCAAAUGAGCCAAACAUUAAAUGGACAAACCAUGGGUCCACUCAGAGGUCUGAAUCUCAGACCCAAUCAACUAAACACACAGAUCUUGCCUAAUAUGAACCAGUCGGGAACAGGGUUGAAUCAGUCGAGAACAGGCAUAAGCCAGCCACCAACCCUUACACCCAGCAAUUUUCCUUCACCCAACCCAAGUUCCAGGGCCUUUCAAGGAACUGACCAUGGCAGUGACUUAGCUUUUGACUUCCUCAGCCAACAGACCGAUAGCAUGGGCCCUGCCCUAAACAGUGAUGCUGAUUUCAUUGAUUCUUUAUUGAAGACAGAGCCUGGUAAUGAUGACUGGAUGAAAGACAUCAAUCUUGAUGAAAUCUUGGGGAACAACUCCUGAAAGAGAAAAGGGAGACAAUUCACAAACUCCAAGCACUAAAAGGCAGUAUUUUACGAGGACUCUGUAAAGGCUAAACUGUUGACUUUUAGUUGGACUACAUGAAGAUGCCAUGGCUCAAAAUAGAAAACAAAAAGUAAUUGCAGUGGUGAAUGUUUUGGUCCAAAUGCUUGUUUUACAUCUCAAACCUGAAAGUAAAACAUUGGGAUCACUUUUCCCUGUCUAAACUCCAGGACACAGUAUCCAAUUUAUCCAAACAGAACUGUGUGUUGAUCUGUAAUUAAUUCUGUAAAAUAGACUUUCCAAGUUCCUUUUCUCCCUGAAAGAAAAAGUAAUAGAACUUCCAACUUGUUUAAACCUCCUGCCAUGUGGACCUUCUAGUUCCAACCAACAAGCAACAAAUUCCUUAACUUGCUCUAAUGGAUACAAGCGUGGUUUAAUCUUUUUACACUUUUUUAAAAUUUAAUUAUCCUAAAGCUUCCAAGGUAGAUUGAAAUGUUAUAAGUUUGUUGGUGAUAACCAAACAGUAUCCUAAGUAAGGGAGAGAGAGAAAGCAUAUGGUAGAUUAUAGAAUUUCUACCCUAGGUCCAUUCCUUACUCUUCCAGUUUUCUCAUAUAUCCCAUACUUCAGAGGAAUGCUAUGUCUAGUGAUAAAACAAGAAUAUACUGCUGUGCAACUUUAUUUGGGCUUCCACAACCAAUUUCUGAGUCCGUUCCCAAGUUUUAGAUAUAGCCAAGACCUGUCCUAAUCAUACAAAAAUAUUGGUGGACACCUGUAGGCAUCAAAUUUCACUAUUGUUUUUUGAGACAUACUCCAUUGGGCAUUGCUAUAAAGGAGAUUUAUUCAGCUCAUACAAAUAACCUGGGAUGUCACUUGUUGUUAUGAUGCCUGCUGGUGAUUGCAAUUGGGCCUUUUUGUCCUUCCUACUUAUUUGGAUGAGCAGAGCCUGAUUUUGAAGAAAUGAAGUUUAGAGACCACAACUGAGAUUGGAGAUAACAAGCAAAAGGCCAGGACCAGUGGCAGGUGUGAGAACAAAUCUCUUUUAUAGGGUUUGGAGGAAAGCAUAAUUGAAAGGGAAAAUAAGCUGUCUUUCUUUGGACAUAUAUUUGGGUAAAUGGUUAAACAGAAUGUGGUCUGUAAGUAACAGUCUAUUCAGCCUUCUGUCCCUGAUGUGAUGAAUCAUUGCCCCAUGAUAGAUGGACCCUUCACCUCCAGGUUUUCUCCCUCAGGAGAAAUCAAUGAAAGAAGAGAGCUUUGUUGAGUCAUUUAACCUCAAUGCCCACAUACAGAUCAGCUGUAAAAUGGGUAACACAUGUCCUGAUUUGAGAUAGAUGCAAAAUAUCACCAUCAUUUUCCUAAGUAUAGAGCGCAAGGUUAUCUUCAGCCUUUUGAAUCAUAUGCUCACAUAGUCAAACGUCAAAUGUAAUUUAAAUGAAGCCAUUUAAUAAAAAAGUUUUUAAAUAUCUGUUCAAAUAAGAACACAUUUUGAAAGUUCUGCAAGCCCUCUUCCAAUCUUUAAAAUGUCUGGAAGUACUCUCCUUCUUUUACACAAUACCAACAUCACUGGCUCGGAAAAUUUUCUGUGCUAGGUUGUAAAUAUAAAUAAAUUACUUGUUUUGUAAACUUUUGUAAAGAAUAUUUUGGUAGAAAUACUUAAAACAUAUUCUUUGGGUUAUAUUUAUACAUAUGUGAAAUAAAUAUACUAUCAAAAGGUUAUAUUUUAUACAAAAAGUAAAUUGUUACCUUUUGUAUGCUAAUAUACAAAGUUUUGUAUAAUAUGAUGGUUUAUUUUUAGCUCUACACUUAAACCACAGGUGGCCAAGUGGGAACUUUUGAAAACUAUCAAGAGGCUUAUUAGACAAAUUUAUAUUCUGAAACCUCAAUAAGAAAGCAUUCCAGGUUUCAACCCUUUCUUUUCUUUUUUGCUCUCAAAUUCUUUUUUAAACCCAUAUAGUUCUUGUGUCUUGUUUGAUUAUUCUGCUGUGCACAUUGUAUUGGUCCUUGUUGCAUGUGGUCUACUGUGUGUUUUUCCAUUUUAUAAAACAGUGUUUCUCCAUGCAAAAAGAAAGAAAAAGUGAUGUAUAUAUGAGCACCUUUAUUUUAUGGCUCCUCCAUGUUACUGUAUAUAUCUGCCAGCACUUCCCAGUUACACUCUUGUGAUUCAGCUUAUUUUUUAUCCUAACAUAAAUAGUAUGUUUUGUAGUAGCUAUCAAAUUUAAGAGAGAUAAAGCAAUCAGAAUGUUUGGAAUUUCUUCUAUCUUAAUGUGAAUUUCGUAAUUAAUGUCUAUUUAUUCAGCUAUUCAUUAAAAUACAGGAUUCUUUGGAAAAAUGGUGUAGUCUAUAGUUUCUGUUUGUUGGCAGCCUAUUACCAAAAUGAUGUAAUUUUCCUGAAAGCUGAGAUAAUGACAAUUUGAUAGACAUAUUUAGCCAAAGCCUUAGGAUUUACAAGUUAAGAGCUAUUGGAAUACAAUCUCCCACUUAUAGAGAUACCAGACUACUUAAUUGUUGGCAUUGUUUAUCAUCCUGACAUAUUAUACAGGAGACAUAAGUAAUUUUUCUUUUUCUUUUUAAAAUUCAAAGACUAGAAAGCAAUUAAAGCAAAUAAUUCAUCCUUGGCUUCAUUUUAAGCCCAGUGAAGAUAAAUAACUGCUCUAAGUGAAUGCACUAAUAUUACUUGCAUUACUGUAACUGUACCCAUGACUAUAAAGAUUUCAACUUGUAAAACAAGUAUUUUGUAUUGUGUGUAAUUCCAUGUGUUAAAAAAAUAGUUAAAAAAAAAAAAACUCAGGAGUGGUUCUCUUAUAUGAAAUCACACCUUCAGUUACCAAUAAUAUUGUUGCUACAUCACAGAAAGUUCUGAGAACUACUAAUAUUAAUGGAUACUUUAUAGCAAACUUAUUCUCUGGGAACCUUCUAAUAUCAGUGAAAUGCUGACUUUUUUCAUUUUAGUGUUCUUCAGUUCACUUAAAAAGUUUGUAUUAAGAUCCUAUAUGCACAGCACCUACUAAACACUGGGGAAACACUGCCUAAUUAUGAGGCACUGUGGGCAUUUUGCGUAGCUGAGACCAGGCUGAGUGAAUGCAGGGCCACAUAAACACAGCCUGACUGAACAUAGUUACACAGUUCUUCUUGGAAUCAAGGAGGUUGAGAGAAAGACGGGCCUUUGUUGGAAGCAAGGGGAACCAUUCUAACCAAAUUCUCCAACUCCAAUGUCUAAAUAUGUUGCUAGUAUUCCACUGUUCCCUUCUCCUCUGCCAAAAAAAGUGUGACAUUAUCUUUUUUAUUAAUGUUAUUAGUAGAGCAAUAAUCAAAUUGACAUUUUAUAUAGUCCUUGUCCAAUGAGUCUGGAGGGUUGGAUAAUAAACAAAUGAAACUAACAUCAAUAAAGAAUAAAUAAAAUACAUAAAAAUUAGGAAAGAGACGUGUAAUUCUCAAGUAGUCUAUGAAUCCCAGUAUGUACACAUGAAAGCAGAUCUGAGAGAGUACAAGUGAAUGCAAAAGAGAGAAAACAGCUCAGCCUUUUCCUGCUCUUUGGUUGCCAAAGGUAGUUCAAGUUCUUAAAUUUUUUACCCACUAUUUCCAUUUUUUGUCUCUGUACCUGUGUUUCCACAUCCGAAAAUGAGAGUUUAGGGCUUAAUUAUUUCUACAUUCUUUUGCAGCUCUGCAACUCUUUUUUUCCCAAAAUUAAGUGGCAGAUUUACUAAGAGCAUCAUUUUUAAAAUAAAAAAAUCACAGGUCGCUCACACUUUUGAAAGUUUCCAGAUUGUCAGUUAAUUUUAUUUAACAAAGCAGCCAUCUCUUUUAAAAUUAAUUCACAAGAAAACAAGAUUUCAUCAUAAAGACCGCAGACAAAUAGAAAGACAAUGUAAAGGUAGGAGCCUGCUGACUAAAUACAAAUCAAGCCCUGACAAUGAAAAGCUGGAAUGUGAUAUUAAAUUGUCAUUUUCCUGUGAAAUCAUAGAAUUUCAUUAAGAAAUAUAUUUCUACUAGGGAGAAAAGAAACAAUACUUUGAGUAGUGCACAAAGUUGGGUAUAUUUUAAUAAACUUUUGUAAGUUGUAAAUAUACUUCCCAAGUUCCUAUAAUAGACAAGGUACAAUACCCUGGUAUCAACUUCAGUGACAACAAUUGCAUUACUAAAGCACUAUAUCUUUAAAAUUGAAUGCUAUUGUGCCCUGACCUGUAUGCAGCAAUAUUAUAAGAAGGUUCUUGUUUUUUUUUUUUUUAAAUAAACAGCAUUUCAAGGUUUCUUUUUUAUAAAUUUAAGUCAUCUUUACUUCCAAGAUUUGCAUAAAUACAUUUAGUGGUAGAAUUCUCGCCUUUCAUGUGGGAGGCAAGGGUUCAAUUCUCGGCCAAUAUACUUCAUCGCAGCCACCACCCAUCUGUCAGUGGAGGCUUGCAUGUUGCUAUGAUGCUGAACAGGUUUUGAGUAGCACUUCCAGACUAAAACUAGAAAGGAAGGGCUGGCAAUCUAUAUCCAGAAAUGAGCCAAUGAAAACCCUAUGAUUACAAUGGUCUAAUCUGCACCUGAUUGUGGGGAUGGCACAGGAGCAGGCAUUAUUUUGUUCCAUUCUGCAUGGGGUCACUAUGAGUCAGGGGAUGGUUCAACAACGGCUAACAACAACAUAGAUGCUUCUUAGAGUUCUUUCAGCAAAAAGGAGGGAGGGAAGUUAGGGGAAAAAAAAGAAUGAUAUAGAGAAGGAUCUGCGUAAAUAUGUAGAAGCCUCUUAUAGGGUUCUAUUAGCAAAAGGGAGGGAAGUAGGAAGAGAAAGAAGGAAAGAAAGAAAACACAUCUCAAAUAUGCUUAAAGAAAGGAAUUAACUGAUUAACAUAACUAAAAAUCCUAGGACAUAGUUCUGUGUUUAGGCAUGCAGAAUCCAGCAGCUCAACAAUAUCAUAAGUUUUCUGUUUAUCACCUUUGCUUCGUUAUGUCUUGCCUUCAUCCUCAGACAUCCCCUCUCUCCUGGUGGUAAGAGGGUGGCUCAAAGCUCCAAACUUAAAUCCACACAACUCCAAGUGCAACAUAAACAAUAGUGAAUGCCUGUCUUUAAAAGAUCUAACUUUGCUUCUCAUAGACUUUGAUUAGGGCAUGUGCCCAUCUCUGAACCAUCACUUUCACAGGAAGAUGCAGUCUUCUGAUUGGCCAUGCCUAAGUCAAAUGUCUAUAUUUGGAGGCAGAGGUAGUGUUAAUACCACCCAAACCACAUGGAAUGAGACAAACAGGAUCCAGCUGUAGGAUCCAGAACGAGCAAAACCCCACAAGUCUUGCCAGAAUAUCCUCUUAUAUUCAAUGCAGCCCACAAGCUCAAGGAAACUCCCUUUCAACUGGUGGGCUACUCACAGCAGAUCCCAUCAUGGAGGUGAUCACGUUAUAUCAAAUCUCAUCAUGGAAGCGAUCACAACAUUAUACAACUGCCAAAUCACUGAGAAUCAUGGCCCAGCCUAGUUGAUACACAACCUUAACCAUCACGAGUAUGAUUCCAUCUCAAUCCUCACCUUAAUUACAUCUGCAAAGUCCCUAUUUCCAGUAAGGUCACAUUCUUAGGUGGACAUGAAUUUUGGGAGGAUAUGAUUCAACCCACUACAACCUUCCUUGUAUACCUUUAGAUUGCUGGAUUCUCAGCCAAUUUGGAUUGCUGACUAGAUUAAAAAAGCAUAUUUCUUAGCAAAUCUUGAUUUUCUUCCUUCUCUGAUUUCAGAUACACUAAUUUUAAUAUAAAUUUUUCUCUUUAUUAUAGAACGAUAUCAGUUAGGAAACUGUUCAGUUGCAAGAAUUUGCAAAACCAACUAAUGGUGGCUUAAACAGAGAACAAAAAAACCAAACUAGUUGCUCUCAAGUCAAUUCCGACUCAUGGCAACCCCAUGUGUUGCAGUAAAACUGCACUCCAUAGAGCUUGCAAGGCUGUGGCUUUUGGGAGCAAUUCACCAGGCUUUUCUUCCAAGAUGCCUCUAGGUACAGUCGAACUGCCAACCUUCCAGUUAAUAGUCGAGUGCUUAACCAUUUGCACCACCCAGAAACUCCAAAUCCCCACCUGCUUUUAUCAUAGAUACCUUUCAAGGCUACCCAUUUUUACAGUAGUAGAUUUGUGUAGUGCACAAUACAAAGAAUACUAAUGCAUUGUGAUAGUCAAUAUUUAUUUACUUUAACAUGAAAAGAGCAACAAAUCACAUGGACUGUGAUGCCUCAGGGAUUUACUGAAAGUCCCACAUAUUUCUCCCAAAUGUUACAUUCUGAUUUAAUGCCUUUAAAGUUUUACCAAGAUUUUCUUGUGCUGCAGUAUGUAGAUGACUUGCUGGUGUGCUCCAACUCUCGGGAGGCUUGUGUUCAAGAUAGCAUUUUAUUAUUACACUAUCUAGCCACUAGACAGCACAAAGCCUCAAAGGAAAACAUACAGUUUGCUUUACCUUCAGUAAAAUAUCUGAGUCAUGUAAUUUCAGCUGAAGGAAUAUCAAUAGGCUCUAAAAGAAAAGAAGCUAUUCUAACUCUCUCACCCACAACUACAAAAAAACAGCUUAGAAGAUUUUUGGGUCUCUGUGGUUAUUGUUGGAAAUCCUGGUGGCAUAGUGGUUAAGUGCUA